Emericellopsis atlantica is the source of this 2614-nucleotide messenger RNA. RefSeq lists its product as uncharacterized. Gene Ontology annotation, molecular function: protein binding. The record is from RefSeq and is a predicted model, not a curated record. NCBI's taxonomy places the organism in Eukaryota, Fungi, Ascomycota, Sordariomycetes, Hypocreales, Bionectriaceae. The transcript has 3 exons. The coding region runs from base 150 to 2282 and encodes 710 amino acids.
CGACGACGACGACGACGACGACGACGACAGUUUGCAUCACUACACGGACUAUUACGACCCCCGCGUCUUGCAUUCGGCUUUCGACGACAAGUUGAACUGGCUGGACCAAUUCAGGGUAGUUAGCGAAACGCCAGAAGAAUACGGCAAGGAUGUCCCCGAGUGACAAAAGAGCCUGGAUCUCGGGUCCUGCUAGAGAGUCAGGGUACGGCAGCGCCGACGUCACCUUUCCAGACACAGAGGGUCCUCUCGCCGGCACCGUGAAGAACAUGACAAUGUACGAACCAGUCGAACUAUCGGAACCCCUUGCCAUUCCCUUCCACGACCAAUGCCGCGACCUUCUCCUCAAGCAGACCGGUGAAGCGGAGCUUGAUGCUGAAGCCUUCUACGAGACGGUGUGCUCUCUCUCUGGCGGCAGUUGCUGCCUCGAUAAACUGCAGUAUGGAAAGAUUGCGGACGAGAUGGAUCAGUACUGGGGGCCAGCCUGGGGGCGAGAGUGGUUCGUGAUGUCGCCCCUCGAUAUACCCGAUUUGCAGCUGUAUUAUAACGACUUACCCAAGAUUGGUGAAGGGCCUUCGGCGCAGGGGCGGCAUAUUGAGCUACGGUCGGCCGUAAACGACCCCUUCAGUCGCUUGCCUUUUGAGGUUCUGGAACAGAUCCUAGGGGAGCUACCACUAGCAUCUAUCCGCAAACUCCGUCUGGCGUCACGGGCAGUACGCAACCAGGAACUGCCCAACCGUUUCUGGAAAAAACUUGUCAGGCGAGACAUGGACUUUCUGUUCGAUAUGCCUGAUACAGCCCGAAACGCGACCGACGUCGACUGGCGCUGGGUGUACAGGGACAUGUCCAGACGCAGCAACCCUAAACGACGUAAAUUGGUUGGGGGUUUAGCGAAUCGGGCUCGCAUCUGGAAGGAAACCUUGCCUCAGAUUGCAGAGCCGUACAUGAGGAAUUUGGCUGCCAAACAGUGCGAGAGAGCAAACGAGCCAUCAGUCUUCAAAGGGGCCAAGAACGAAGGCCUUGCAAGCCUGGUUCUGCCAGAGCCCAAGGAUGCCAGAACCACCAAUAUCGCAUUCAUGUCAAUGCCUCACUUGCUCCAUCGCGCCAAGCUGGAGCUCGUGAUCAGCUUCAACGAGUUUGAUGAAAUUGCCAACCUCGAUGCCAUCAAUCACGCAGAGAGCACCCUCGCCGAAAGCACAAGGGCGUUGACAGGGAGGAUUGAGAAGGUCCAUAUCCCAAACGAUAGCUGGGUCACGGGGAUUAUCGUCACUACUGCUACGAGAGAGGUGAAAGAUAGCAUGGCCACACAUGCACUGAGGCGGGUUGUGGGUUUGGAUGUCUUGCUGACCAAACCGGGCGCAUCUGUCGGAGAGGGCGCGUCUGUCAAAGUAGGCUGCCAACGAGGUGACAAGAAGGUCAUUCACGUACCCGAGGGCGACUUCAUUGUCGGGCUCAAGGUCCGUCAAUCCCCCGGUUCUGGCGUGCUGUGCCGGCUCGGUCUGUUCUGUCACCAAAGCUGGCGAGCUGGUGCCAACAACUACCGACAGCGCAGUUACAACGAUGACAAGUAUAGCCUUGUUCAAGGUAGAAUGUGGCACCAUCAACUCCCUAGGCAGGGGCCAGGGUCAGGUGGAGGGCCAGCUCCAGGCGAGCCUCACAGCGGGUACUGGGACUUUGGGCUCGUCGCAGACGUCGAGCCCAUGCAGCACCUCAUCUGGGACGCAGUAGGGUACACCCGUUCCCACAUUACCUCCAUCUCGGCCGAUGUUCUGUUUGGUGGUUUCAGAGUCACGUACGAUAACCAGCCUGACCGCACCAUUGGUCCGUGUCUCAACGCCAUGAAGACACUAACCAUUGACGCAGCCGGCGGCGAAGGGAUUCUGUGCAUCUACUAUUGCAUCAGCCAUAUCCCUACCAGCAUCCGCUUCGUCACCACCAGGAACCGGCAGCUUGUCAUUGGACAACCCGAUGGCAGAGAGAACAGAUUUCCCGCCAGAGAGAGCCCCAAUAAACGAUUACCCGGAUUCUUCGCCCACUGGUCAAAGCUAGGCUCGUCGCCGCCACCCAACCUGAAGGCCAUUGGGGGCUUCUAUAGUCCAUCUAACUGGCUGGAAAUGGACGUUUCACCGGAAGCCUCGCAGCAGGUGGGCGGCCCACGCUGGGAACCGACAGGGUUGGCGGAGGGCCUCGCAACGUCUGGUUCCUGCAUUGGAGCUUUCACGUUACUUUCAAGGCAGAUGAGCGCCCGUAAUAAGUCUGUACCGGAUGACUCACAGCGUCCGUAGGCCCAGAUACAUUCCCGUCUGUCCCGGAGGACUGCUGGUGUUUAUUUGGGAAAUCCAUUAAGGAGGAGAGGGAGGCUGGACAGCACUACGUACACGACACGUGGGACGUCGGUGGUCAGUAUUUGGCCAAGUUACGCGUCUGGCUCUGGCCGUUGUCCACGGAUGGCGAAGGACACAGAAUCGCCGCUUUGUCCUGGGUUGCUGUAGACGGGUGCGAAAGCCCCAGAUACGGCCACUGGGGCCACACGGGCGAGGGGGAGGAGGUCCACGAGAUUGAGUUUGGGGAUGGCAAGGCCGUCGGUCUGCUGUGCUUUGUAGGGUUCAACGGGAGG